Molecule: messenger RNA, 384 nt
Organism: Linum tenue
Lineage: Eukaryota; Viridiplantae; Streptophyta; Magnoliopsida; Malpighiales; Linaceae
Source: the annotation of a GenBank genome assembly
AUGAAGUUUAUAACCAACAAGCUCCUUUCGAGGAAACAGUUCGUGGUGGAUGUGUUGCAUCCAAGGAAAGCAAAAGUUUCCAAGGUAUAUUGGCCUUUUCGCAGUGUGAUUGGCCAUUUUUUGUUCUUUCCAUUUUUUUUCUUUUGCAUCUCUUCUUUUCUUGACUUCAAUGAAUCGUUCGUUCUUUGUUGUUGUUCAAUCUCGAAGGCUGAGCUGAAAGAGAAACUUGGGAGCUUAUACGAAAUUAAGGAUCCAAACACGAUAUUCGUGUUCAAAUUCCGUACUCAUUUUGGCGGCAGGAAAUCUACCGGGUUUGGGCUGAUUUACAACUUUGUUGACAAUGCGAAGAAGUACGAGGCCAAGUACAGUCUGAUUAGGGUUUAG